Molecule: messenger RNA, 1423 nt
Organism: Gossypium raimondii (Peruvian cotton)
Lineage: Eukaryota; Viridiplantae; Streptophyta; Magnoliopsida; Malvales; Malvaceae
Exons: 9
Coding region: 310-1332 (340 amino acids)
Cellular component (GO): Golgi apparatus
Molecular function (GO): UDP-xylose transmembrane transporter activity; antiporter activity
Source: RefSeq, a predicted model, not a curated record
AACAGCGUUAGGCACCAACCCUCUUAGCAUAUUCCAACACUGUGAAAACACAGGCUGUUUAAAAAGCCUUCUUUCUCAAACAACACCACAAUCAUCUCUCUCCCUCUCCAAGCUUCUGCAGCAACUCUCAACUCUCAUCUUCCAGUUUCUGUUUGUUAGUAAGAAAGAUAUAAACUUGCUGGUGAUUUUGAUGGAGUUGUAGGAUCCCCCUGCAAAUAAUCUUGUAUACUUAUUUGUACUCUUUUCAAAGAUCAAUUUCAGGGCUCCAAAAACUCCAAGGGAAUCUGCUUCUUUUAUAUAAAGAGAGAGAUGGGAGAGAUGUCAAGCUUCCAGUUGGGUGUGAUUGGGGCCCUGUUUCUGUCAGUUGCAUCAUCAGUCUCCAUUGUCAUAUGCAACAAAGCUUUGAUGAGCAAUCUUGGCUUCCCUUUUGCCACAACACUAACAAGCUGGCAUCUGAUGGUAACAUUUUGCACCCUCCAUGCGGCGCAACGGUUCAAUCUGUUUGAGAGUAAACCAAUAGACAUGAAGACGGUGAUGCUCUUUGGCAUCCUUAAUGGUGUCUCCAUUGGUCUUCUCAACUUGAGCCUUGGUUUCAACUCCAUUGGCUUCUAUCAGAUGACCAAGCUUGCAAUCAUACCAUUCACCGUAUUAUUGGAAACCAUCUUCCUAAAGAAGCAAUUCAGCCAAAAGAUAAAGAUGUCACUCCUCGUUUUAUUAGUUGGAGUUGGGAUUGCCUCCAUAACUGAUCUCCAACUCAACUCUGUUGGCACAAUCCUUUCUCUCCUUGCCAUCGUCACCACUUGUGUUGGCCAAAUUCUGACAAACACCAUACAAAAGAGGUUGAAUGUAUCUUCAACCCAGUUGCUGUACCAAUCAGCUCCAUUUCAGGCAGCCAUUCUUUUUGUCUCUGGUCCUUUGGUUGACCAGUUUCUCACCAAACAAAAUGUGUUUGCCUUCAAAUAUUCCUCUAUUGUCUCGGCAUUUAUCAUCCUCUCAUGCAUAAUAUCAGUAUCAGUAAACUUUAGCACAUUUCUGGUUAUUGGGAAAACAUCCCCAGUGACAUACCAAGUGCUUGGCCACCUCAAGACUUGCCUGGUUCUUACAUUUGGCUACACACUGUUGCAUGACCCGUUCACUGAAAGGAACAUCAUUGGCAUCUUGAUUGCCAUUUUUGGGAUGGUCUUGUAUUCAUAUUUUUGCACCCAAGAGAACAAAAAGAAGCAGGCUGAUCCAUUGGUGUCUCAGAUGAAAGAUAAAGAAGGGGCACCAUUUCUGGGUGUAGAGAAAGAAGGCCAAGAAGAUAAAAAUGCAGACAAGGAUUCUCAUGUCUAAAAACAAAACAGGAUUUUUGUCAUAAAGAACCUUUUGUCUUUUAAGGUGUUCUUUCAAACAGAUUCUUUAAAUAAGUCACUCAUUUUCUAAA